UCAGUACCGCGUCUUUUAGAAAAUGUAAUGCUGUCCUCAAGACAGGAAUAAGCAUAGUCGGUAGCCACUAUUUUUUUCACAUUGCUGGCAAUAUCGCACGGCGACUGUAUGUGCACACUCUCGGUCAGCACUGAUGAGUACAAAUAUAGUAGUUUAUUUCUCAUUAUUAUUAUUAUUAUUAACAUGGUCUUUUGUCACGAUCCCAUGUACGAAUAACAAAACAUAAUACACUGGCCUUUUGGACAAGUGUUUCUGCACCAACUUUGGAUUCUUACUGUGGAGUUCCUUCAAUCCGUCAAGGGAGGAGGUGGUGAACCAGCUGUUGCUCUCUUUGCCCAUUGAACAGCCUGCCCCCACUACCACCAGCCAUGUCCAAGAGGAAACAAUUCACCCCGCGCCAGAAUAGUCAGUUUCAGAACGGCACCGCUUCAGAGGACGGAUCUACAACACUGAUUGCCGAGGUGGAGGAGCGAAACGGCUCUGAGGCGGACAUGACGGAUGCUGCGUCAAGUGGUGAUGCUGCGGCAGUGCAGACUCUGGCGACAGGUGACGUUCAUCUUUGUGGAUCUUGUCAAGCGGAAUUUAAAUCCUUAGAGAGAUUUCUUCGACAUAAAGAGUCGUGUUUGCCGGCCAAUACGAGUAUGCCCAGUCGAUCGAGUCAGGAUGACGAGGACGGUGUGGUGGAAACACAGUUGGAGAGGCGGAUUUUAUCGGCUAAUUCGGCAGCCGGCAAUCCGGACAGUCCAAGCAAUAUUCAGAUUAUUGUUUCACAAAUUCAACAGCAGCAUUUUAUGCUGAUGCGCAUGAUGGAGAAGAUACUGCUGAAAAUUAACGGUGUGAUGAAUGAUAAUGUGAAUCGCAGGAGCCCCAGACAACCAACAAGAAUGUCUGAUGCUACACUUGAAGUGAACAGAGCAUCAAGUGAGAAGACUAAACGGCCGGAUUUUAUCUGUCCAGUAGAUCACCUGGAAUUCCCUGAUUUGAAAUCAUUUCUGGAGCAUAUUAAAAUACACGAUAAUAUGCCUUCGACAAGUAACGACAUUGGCCGGUUGAACCGAGUACAGGAUGAAAAUUUGAAUAUUGGCGCUUGUAAAGCCGUCAAUGACAAAUCUAAGCCGUCAUCCCAGCCGAACCAGCUAUCGGAUCUGGGAUCACCCUUCUCGGACGGUGGCGAGGAUACAGCGGUGGAGCGAAGUGACAUGAAUGGGCAUCUACGAGAGGAGGAAGUGAUGGAAGAUGAUUUCAGCGAUGACGGGAAGGCAGACGAUAUGGAUAUGACGCCGUUAGGGCCGGAUGGACAGCCACUUGACCCCGCACUGUACAUGGCUCUGCUGCCCACACCCGGUAGUAACGACAAUGCCUGGGAACAGCUGAUGGAGAUUGCCACGCCUCUGGAUAGUGCCCGGUUGCAGGAUAUGGCGGAUAGGAUGGAUGAUAAGCGCGAUCCACAUGAAUGUGUUAUCUGUAAACGAGUGCUCAGCUGCAAGAGUGCGUUGCAGAUGCAUUACAGAACUCACACCGGUGAACGUCCAUUUCGAUGCAAAUUAUGCCGACGCGCCUUCACCACAAAAGGGAAUCUAAAAACUCAUAUGGGUGUCCAUCGGGCCAAGCUGGCUGGAGCGGCCAGUCCAGCGGCACAAUGCCCACCGGAGCUUCCCAGUGUAAUGGCGCUACAGCAGCGCAUGAUUGAACACAGUAUGACUCCUGAAUCCGCCGGCUGCACGAUGCCGAAUUCAGUAUCAUCCGUGUUCGGAAGCGCUCUUCAUCAUGGGUUUCGAAAUAUCAACAGCAUGGCUUUACGUCCCGAUUGGUCUACCCAGCCGCCUUCGUCUCAGAAUUCGUUUCAAAGCCUGGAAGCAUUGAUUCAACGCACAACUGGUGGAAUUGGCGGUGCAAGUGACAAUUACGAAGAAAGAUUUCCUAUGGAUCUCUCGGCCCCUCACAAUGGUGGUGGUCAUCGGUUGGACCGUGGGGAUAGCGAUACUCAGUCUGUGAAAAGCAACGAUGACGGUGAUCUGGAUGACGCAAUGGAUAGUCCGAGCUUUAACGAUAUGAGCCGGACGAACGGCGGCCUAAUGGAUCCAGUUAUGAGAUCGGCGUCUAAUAGCGACGGCGCACUCGAUCUGACACCGCGAUGCACAUCAGCGACGCCCAUCUCUCCCGACGGAGUUCUGUCGGGGAAUAAUGUAUCCCGAUUGACCUCACCAAGAAAUACGACAUGCCAUGUUUGCUUCAAGACAUUUGCUUGUCAGAGUGCUUUACAGAUCCAUUUUAGAAGUACUCAUAUUGGCAGCCACACAAAGGAGCGACCCUUUACAUGUCCCACAUGCAACCGCGGGUUCUCAACCAAAGGAAAUAUGAAACAGCAUAUGUUAACCCACAAAAUUCGCGACUUACCAGCACAGCAAUUUGGACAAUCUCAGUCGUCUAAUAAUACCCAGUCAGCGGAUGAAUCCAGUCUGGAAGAGAAACCGAUAGUGGACACGAUGGUAUUAACAGCAUGUAGUGCUGCGGCUGUAGCCGGAAUUGGUGGAGCAGCAGCCAAACAGCCGUUGCUGGAUGAAGAUUCUAACUCGAUCAUCUCCAAGGAUAAUAACAAUAUCAGCAAUGGAUCGAUCGCCAGCCAGCGACGAAGUGGCUAUGCCAAGAAUGUUUGUCAUGUGUGUGAUAAACCCUUCAGUAGUAAUAGUGCACUCCAGAUUCAUAUGCGAACGCAUACCGGAGAGAAGCCCUUCGUCUGUGACAAAUGUGGACGCGCUUUUACUACGAAGGGAAAUUUGAAAGUGCACAUGGGCACGCAUAUGUGGAGUGAUCCAGGAGCGGCAACCGUUCGCCGGCGGAAUAACUCUUCCGAUCCGGACAUGCCACUGCCCAAGCGGCAUGCACCCGAGCGAGAACUGUCCAGCCAGCCCCUGCCUCUUCCCAUGAACCACUCCGUCAUGCCCAACCCGGCGGCCGGCGAGGGACCGCCACUUCCUGGUUUUUAUCCCGGUGUGCCCAAUUUCAGUGAAAUGCAACGAAAAUUCCUGGAUAGCUACGGUGCUUCGGUGGGACUGCCAUCGAAUCCCCUGUUUUUCCCUUAUGCUGCCAUGUUCAAUGGGAUGGCGGGGAAAAUGGGCAUGGGAAAUCCGGCCGCGGCCAGCUUUUACGCCGCCCAGGCGGCAAUGAGCGGUAUGGGACCGAAUAAUUACUUUGGAUUGAAUGGAAAUAUUCCCGGCUUUGAUAUGAAUGGGAUGGUGAAAAGGAUGAGUGAGCCGCAAAGCGGAGAUUCUGCCGGUUCUAGGAGUCCAAGAAGUUCUGAUACGCCCGAAUCACGGCAGUCAGCGGAUAGUCGUACCGUUUCGCCAACUCGACCUCCUGUGCCCGACAUGACUGCACCUAUAACCGCACAGAAAUAACUUGAGAAUAAUGGUGUGCAAUGGCAGAGCAUACGUCUUCCGGAAAGAAAAAAGUACACCAUUGGGAAUUAACGGCAAAAGCGGAAUAGAAAUGAAUGGAACACGGUCCAGUUCCAACUGAAUGAGCGCUGCGAUGGGAAAAUGAGCAGAGGGAUUCUCUGUCAAAAUAGUAUAUGAGCUAGGCAUACUUCUGGAAAAGUUGGACAUUUUGUUUGUGUUCAUAUAAUCGAGCAUAGCGGUUUUUGUGAACGAACUAUGUCUUUUUGGAGAAGGUUUACGUUUAUUCCACAGAAAAGUGUUUUGGCAUGGUCUUCUCUUUAAAUCUGCUUGCAGACUGAUCUUAAACGAAACCGGCUGUUCUCAGUUUUUGAUAGACAUGUUAUUUUUUCUUGCAUGUUAUAAGAGAAAUGUUUUUGGAUUUGCUAUGUUACGUUACUGUGGAGAUAUCAGAUUGAUACCUUUUUUUCCAGUAAACGUUGCAGGUUUUUCUCUAUUCAAAAUAUUCCAGUUGUACUAUUUAAUUCACCUGCAUUUUCAUGUUCCUGCGUUUUUCGGCAUUUUUCCUUUGAUCUGUGCAACCAGCAUCUGUUAGCAAAUUGUGGAAUAGUGGCUGGUGUUGAUGCUUUUAUACUUCUUAUGUUUUUACCUCGACUAAUAAGUUUACCUUGAUGCUUUAUGGAAUUCAAUUAAAAAAGC
Paramacrobiotus metropolitanus is the source of this 4094-nucleotide messenger RNA. RefSeq names its product sal-like protein 1. Gene Ontology annotation, biological process: regulation of transcription by RNA polymerase II. The transcript has 9 exons. Gene Ontology annotation, cellular component: nucleus. The record is from RefSeq and is a predicted model, not a curated record. Bases 369 to 3398 code for a protein of 1009 amino acids. Gene Ontology annotation, molecular function: RNA polymerase II cis-regulatory region sequence-specific DNA binding; DNA-binding transcription factor activity, RNA polymerase II-specific. Lineage: Eukaryota; Metazoa; Tardigrada; Eutardigrada; Parachela; Macrobiotidae.